ACAUCGUGCCGACGAGCGUGUCAUGGCGUCGUGUCACACAACCGCUUAACACUUGCACGACAGGUUUACCUCGGAUGUGAAAAUCAUAAGUAAACUCGGUUGAAAUACGCCCGACAAAAGAUAACCGGUGGGUCGAUGAACAUGAGGGAUAAACGCAGCUGGCCUCGUGCGAAAGGGAUCAUCGUCGUAACAAUAUCGAAGGUGACUUAAUGCGGACUUGAUAUAUACUAUACGCUUGCAAACUAGGCUGGGCCUAUUUUGCAGAAAAUGGCUGCGAACUGUUCGCAAAAACGAGUGAUUAACAAUUUCACGUAACCUGUGUAGUAUCGGAACGCCGAGGAGGACAGGAACGACGACCGGCGUCACGAUGAUGACCGAAAUGUGAACAAGUGUUGUACUAUUAACGGAGCGAGAAGGGCGAUGACAGUGUGUUAAGUGGUGCAUUAUUGUGAUUUAGCGAUGAUGAAAAGUGUUACGGCGUGCAAGACGACGGCUCUGCUGGUUGCGCUGGUGCUCGCGUGUUUACUUCAAACAUGCCUCGUGAAUGGUCUGAAGUGCCACUGCGACUACUGCAAAGAUACGAAUUACACGUGCGAGACAGACGGGUACUGCUUUGCAAGUACAAGUCUAGAAAAUGGCGUGAAAACGUAUGCCUACAGGUGUUACAAUAAGACAAUUAUCUUCCCGGACCCGAAGUACCCGAUUUGGUGUAAUUCGGCGAACGAUGGUGUCUCCGUAGUAUUCUGCUGCAACGACGCGGACUUCUGCAACCUCAAUGUCAAGCCCUCUUUUCCCCCUGAGCCAAAAACAUCCUCGACAUACGUCACUAGCACCCCUCUCAAUGGAGCUUCUCCACCCGAAGAUAACGGACCAUGGGCUGCUUGGAAGAUGGCGUUGAUGAUCGCCUUCCCGAUAUGCGUCAUCUGCGCCCUUGUGAUGACGGCAUACCACAUCCAGGUCACCAGAAAACGGCCUCCGCGGCACUUCACCGAGGAUUCUCUUGGUGCCCCGGACCAGCCGAUACUCAGCGCCGUCUCCAUCAGGGACAUGAUCGAGAUGACGACCAGUGGCAGUGGCUCCGUAGGGCUGCCGCUUCUGGUUCAGCGGAGUAUCGCGCGCCAGAUCCAGCUUGUAGAAACGAUCGGUAAAGGUCGGUUUGGUGAGGUCUGGCGCGGCCGAUGGAGAGGCGAGAACGUCGCCGUAAAGAUAUUCAGCUCACGCGAGGAACGAUCCUGGUUCAGAGAGGCUGAAAUAUAUCAGACAGUUAUGCUUAGGCACGACAAUAUUCUCGGCUUCAUCGCAGCCGACAACAAAGACAAUGGUACGUGGACCCAGCUCUGGCUGAUAACGGACUAUCACGAGAAAGGUUCCCUCUUCGAUUACCUCAACCGUUCGACGGUCGACACGAAUGGGAUGAUCCGAAUGGCUCUCUCGAUCGCAACGGGCUUGGCCCACCUGCACAUGGAGAUCGUGGGUACGCAGGGGAAACCCGCGAUCGCGCAUCGAGACCUGAAGUCCAAGAACGUCCUCGUCAAGACGAACGGCACUUGUGCCAUCGGUGACCUGGGACUCGCCGUUCGGCAUGAUGUGAUCACCGACACCGUCGACAUCCAGCUCAACAACAGGGUCGGGACGAAGCGGUACAUGGCGCCGGAAAUCCUCGAGGAGACGAUAAACAUGAAUCACUUCGACUCCUUCAAGAGGGCGGACGUUUAUGCUCUGGGGCUGAUACUAUGGGAGAUCGCUAGACGGUGUAACGUGGGUGGAAUGCACGACGAGUAUCAACUUCCGUUUUACGAUUUGGUACCGUCGGAUCCGACCAUUGAGGAGAUGCGGAAGGUUGUAUGCGGUGAAAGGCAAAGGCCCUCUAUUCCCACGAGGUGGCAAUCGAUCGAGGCGCUCCGGGUAAUGACGAAAGUGAUGAAGGAAUGCUGGUACCAAAACGCGGCUGCCAGGCUGACCGCACUCAGGAUUAAAAAGUCAAUAGCCAGCUAUUGCACAAUUGAAGACAUCAAGUAAAUAAUAAUUGUAUGAAGAAGAAAGAAAUAAGUGACUAAAGUACCUUUACGAUUGACCAGAUACUGCGUGAAACUACUAAAAAAAAAAAAACAAAAAACAAAUUGACACAGUGGUUUUCCUAAAUCAUGUGACAUUUCUAAUUGGUUCUUUAUUUUAACACUGAUUGGGUGUUGAGUGGAUGUACAUUUUUUUUAAGGAUAUUACUUCCCACGGCAAGAUGAAGAAAGAAGAUGGAGAGAAAAUGUGGUCAUUUGAGUACACGAGUAACAUCGAUGAUGUGGGGAAAAAGUCGGUCUUCCGUUUGAUAAACGAACGGUGUAUAUUACUAAUAGAAUAGGAACUGGUAUAAUUAUUAUCACGAGCUGAUUUAGGAUAGUUUUUGUCAUUUGAUGGGGUCUUGACCUAAACUGGUGCCCAAGACUUUGACGAGAGGCUGUUAUUUUCAAGAGAAUUUCAACCAAAAAUGAAUAGGUUCGAAGACAAAUGUGGUGGCAGAAGCUAGAACUUCGAAGGGAAUAUUGAACUAAAAUUCCUUGGAUUAGACUGGCAAGUCCUCGGUAGAUUGAGGUAGAUCGUGGUCGUGGCACGUGGUUUCACCUCCGAAAAGAUGCGUCCUAAGAUAUUUCGGACAUCGAUACUGGCGCACAUUUACAUGGCGCAAGGCUGUCAAUUGAGGAAAGUAGUAUACUAUACCAAGAUUGUCACGUGCAAAUGGUGACGCAGGUAAUUCAGGAAAUGUCGACGACGAUUUUUGCAUAUCCGUUGUCUUACUCUGAUGAAUAACAGAAGUAUUUUCUCUUUUACCGAUUGUGCUCUACUUUUUUAUACAAAGACUUCGGAACGCUAGAGAGAAAGAAAGGGGGAAAGUAUCUUUGGCGUUGACCGUGUUUGCAUCUAUUACGAGCAAAUUGAAAUUGAAGACUGCUUGAAGAUUGCCAGAGAGAAAUAUAGAGUGACAAAGAGGGAACAAGAUUGAGAAUGAUGGAAAAAAAUUUAGUUUUCUUUAAUAAGUAAAUAACGUAUAUUUUUUAGAAUACUUUAUUUUUUAGGAAUUUUUUUGAUAAUCGGUAAAUUGUGGUUCCGAAAAAUUAAGUAUUGGGUUAAAUAAAAUAAGUUUUCCUUGCCAAACAGGACAAGGGAACUCACUUUCGAUUGAUACAAUUAAAAUUAGUCUAUUUCUGUUGUCUGCUCGCUUGGAUGUACGGUAUACUAUAUCGUGAUUCUCGGAGAGAAUGUGGUUCACGGAAACAGAUCUAAAUGGGUAACGACAACAUUAUAAUAACGAGAUAAAAUAACGGCCGCUAUCGGAAAUAAAUUCAUCUAUAAUAAACAGCUGAACGUGAUUCUUGACGAAAGGUGUAAAUAUUUGAGAGAGACAAGACAAAGGUAGAGGUAAUUUCUAGAAAUAUGAGAAAUAGAUAUAUUACAUAUGUAUAAUUCUAUACAUACAUACAUGCAUAUAUACUCAUAUAUCUAUCCAAGUAAAUAAUCUGUCAUUCUGCACUUACAAGAUAUCACAUAUGUAUAUAUAUUGUGUGUGUGUGUGUGGGGGGGGGGGGGGGUGCAUGCGCGCGUGUGAGCGUGGGUGAGAGAGGGUGUAAGAGAGAGAGGGAGAGGGAGAGAGAGUGCAUGUGUGUGUCUUUGUAUAAAUCGUAGCCGCAACAAUAUCUUACACAAACGGAAUGAAUAAUCUUUGUCAUCCAAUAGUCAAGUUAAAGUCUGCAAUAUCACAAUGGAACCUAAAGUACUGGAAACCUAGAAAACAAUAUCAUAUUUUUAUACCAUUAAUUUCUUGUCUUAACCGUUGUUUUAUGUUUUUUCACACAAGAAACGGGGCCCAGCGAAUUUUCCAUCGACACAUUGUGCUCUUAGCUUCGCUUAGUUGAAGAUUGAUUUGAAUUCGGGCAGGCUGUUCGAUCGUUUGAAAG
Messenger RNA from Diprion similis, 3947 nucleotides. RefSeq names its product TGF-beta receptor type-1 (gene babo). NCBI's taxonomy places the organism in Eukaryota, Metazoa, Arthropoda, Insecta, Hymenoptera, Diprionidae. The transcript is spliced from 8 exons. Bases 460 to 2019 code for a protein of 519 amino acids. Gene Ontology annotation, biological process: protein phosphorylation; cellular response to growth factor stimulus; activin receptor signaling pathway. Gene Ontology annotation, molecular function: ATP binding; activin receptor activity, type I; activin binding. The record is from RefSeq and is a predicted model, not a curated record. Gene Ontology annotation, cellular component: activin receptor complex; plasma membrane.